Molecule: messenger RNA, 1046 nt
Organism: Cucumis melo (muskmelon)
Lineage: Eukaryota; Viridiplantae; Streptophyta; Magnoliopsida; Cucurbitales; Cucurbitaceae
Product: BTB/POZ domain-containing protein At3g56230
Exons: 3
Coding region: 63-881 (272 amino acids)
Molecular function (GO): protein binding
Source: RefSeq, a predicted model, not a curated record
UGUGUUUCAAAAUUAUUCAACCCUCAUCUUGUUCCUGGUGAUUCAUUUUGAAGGUGAGUUAUAUGGACUGCUCAAUCUGCAGCUCACUUCCGGUGAUUCUCCGGCCGCCACGAAACACGAUUUGUGGGUCGUGUUACGACGGAGCAAAGUGUGUGAUAAAUUUGAUAAACAAGCUUCAAAAUGAUCGUAAACCAACUAAUGAUAAUGUCUCUCCUGUUUCCCAAAUUGGAUCUUCCUGUAAGACACUCACUAAUGCUUCAAAAUGGAUAAUAGACUUAAAAAAUAGAGAAGAAGAAUUAGAAGAAAGAAUCAAUUUCCUUGCCCAGUUCACCGCCGCAUUCCGCCACCGAAUCCACACCGAUAUUCAACUCAACCCCGGAUCACCCGCCUCCCCUUCCAUUUCCGCUCACAGAGCCCUCCUGGCCACACGAUCCGAUAUCUUCAAAAACAUACUCGAAUCAGACGGAUGCAAGGCUGCUCCAACCAACUCCACGAUUACGCUGCCGGAGUUGAGCCAGGAGGAGCUGGAAUCGCUGAUGGAGUUUCUGUACAGCGGGGAUUUGGCGGAGGAGAAAGUGAAGAAGCACGUGUAUUCGUUGGCUAUGGCGGGGGAUAAAUACGAGAUUCCGUAUUUGCAGAAAUUUUGCGAGAGGUAUAUGUUGAAAUGGUUGAAUUGUGAGAGUGCUUUGGAUGUAUUGGAGAUUGGGGAAGUUUGUUCUUGUAGAGCGUUGAAGGAGAGUGCGUUGGAUUUCAUUGUUAGAAACAUGGAGGAGAUAGUGUUCUCUUCUGGAUUUGAAGCCUUUGCUCUCAAGAAUCCUCAUCUUUCUCUCCAGAUUACUAGAGCUUCUUUAAUGGAUGCUAGAAAAAAUAGACCUAAUUAAUUCUGCUUGAUUCUGAAUUUGGAUUCAACUAUUUAAUUACAAAGCACCCAAAAAAAAAAAAAAAAUUGGCGAGGAACCAUGAGAUUAGAUUAAAAAUGGAGACGUAAGCAUUGCUUUGAUUUAGAAGAAAAAAUAAAAAUAGAAUGUGUAUAUAGUUUGGAUGUU